GGAACCGUUCCAACUUUCAUUAUUAUUUAUUUGUGCUUGUGUUAGUGUACACACAAAACGAGUGUAUUCGGGGGGCGUAUACAAAAUUUAAAAUGUUUUGGACAGUCAUCCCAGAAGUAUAACUCAAACAACACGUAUUUACCUCGCUGAACUCAACUCGUCCAAAGUCGGCUCAUCAUCCUAUUUUCACAAUGAAAGUCACAGUUACAACUCUGAACGAUGAGAUCUUCAUCUUGGACGUCUCUGAAGAUUUGGAGUUGGAGAAUUUUAAAGCAUUUUGUGAAAUAGAAUCCGGGUUCCCUGCGAACGACAUCAUCCUGAAUUACAAUGGCAAGCCGCUUUUGGACGAUAAAAAAUCUCUGAAAGAGCACGGCGUUCACGACGGGGACGUUAUCGUGCUCAUACACAUGCUGCAGACUGCCUCAAACCUCAACCAAAAUGAUUCCAGUCAAGCUUUGCCAACAGGCUUAGCAAAUUUAGACUUCAGCAACAUCAGGGUACCAACAGGGGCUAGCACUUCAAUGGCAGCAAGGAACCCACCAGUUGAAGAGGACCCACGCAUCAUCAGGGAGAUGUUUUUAGCUAAUCCAGACCAGCUUGCCUUGCUCAAGCAAAACAAUCCAAGAUUAGCUGAUGCUCUACUCAGCGGAAACCUUGAUACAUUUGCUUCUGUGCUUCGCGAACAAAUUUUAGCUAGGACUGAACGCCAGCAACAGCGUAUAAGGAUGAUGAAUUCAGAUCCAUUUGAUACAGAGGCUCAAAGAAUGAUUGCUGAGGAGAUUCGGCAGAAGAACAUUGAAGCAAACAUGGAGGCAGCCAUGGAGUACAACCCUGAAACUUUCGGCACUGUAGUCAUGCUUUACAUCAACUGCCACGUCAAUGGAUUUCCAGUAAAAGCCUUCAUAGACUCUGGUGCGCAGACAACUAUAAUGUCUGCCGCUUGUGCUGAGCGCUGUAACAUAAUGCGGCUGGUUGACACAAGAUGGGCAGGCAUAGCUAAAGGCGUCGGCGUCCAGAGGAUUAUCGGAAGAAUUCACAUGGUCCAAAUGAGAAUCGAAAAGGACUUCCUCACCACAUCAUUCUCUGUGCUUGAAGAACAACCUAUGGACAUGCUCCUUGGUUUAGACAUGCUCAAGAGACAUCAAUGUAACAUAGAUUUGAAGCGGAACGUGCUUCGUAUCGGCACGACGGGCACGGAGACGCCGUUCCUGCCGGAGUCGGAGCUGCCCGAGUGCGCGCGCCUUUCCGGUUACUCCGAGGACGAGAUCGUCAACCAGUCCAUGAGAGACCACGAGGAACGACAAGUCAAAGAAGCUAUGGAGAAGUCUAAACAAGAGUCUGGCGGCAACCAGCGUAUUAGACCGACGUCUAGCGGCCAAUCGACCUCAGUGCCUAUGCAAAUCAAUAACCAGAGAAUGGUGCUUGGUGAUCCCAGCCAGACCAUUUUGCCGAACGACCAGUUUGGAGAGACAGAAGUGGAAGAAAUAGUUUCCCUUGGUUUCACCAGAGAACAGGCUAUCGUCGAACUCAGACGCUUCAACGGAGAUAAGACUCAAGCGACUGUGGCGCUUUUUGCUAAAUCACUGAAAUUUUAACAUUUGCUGAAAGCAAUGAAUACCAGAGACUGUCAAACUAUGACAUAACAUAUUACCGAAUCAAAAUAGACAUUUAAGUUUGCAAAACAUCGCAUCUAUCUGGAAAUUGGUGGAGGUGAUAAACACAUCAUUGUAAAAGAAAGCUGUCGUCAGAAACCAAAUGUUUUUGCAAAAAUAGGUGAGACAUAAAUUGUAGAUCAUACCAUUAUCUAAAAAUUUCUUUACGGAUCACUGUUUCAGUGAUAUCGCUCGAUAUAUAUCUCUCACGUAUUACCGCACCACCAUUAUAAACUCUUCUUUUCUUUAUAUUAUAAACUUUCUACUUUGAAAACCUCAAUAAAAUAAUGUAUAAAUAUAUACAAUUAAUAAUAUGCUUCAUACUCUGCCUCACUCAACGCUUACCCAAUAAGUAAUAUUUUCAAUCCUUGACAUCGCGAUAUCUUCAAAAUGCAAUGAUGAUCCCAAAAA
This is a messenger RNA of Trichoplusia ni (cabbage looper), 2063 nucleotides long. RefSeq names its product protein DDI1 homolog 2 (gene rngo). The transcript is spliced from 10 exons. Gene Ontology annotation, biological process: proteolysis. Lineage: Eukaryota; Metazoa; Arthropoda; Insecta; Lepidoptera; Noctuidae. Bases 192 to 1595 code for a protein of 467 amino acids. Gene Ontology annotation, molecular function: aspartic-type endopeptidase activity; protein binding. The record is from RefSeq and is a predicted model, not a curated record.